AUGGAUGGCAUUCCUGAGAAUGCGGAAACUAAACAAUCUGCCUGCAUAGACAGCCAGGUACCAAAGGACUCCCAAACGGCAUCAGAUUUCAUCAAUCAACAGUUAGCCCUCGAGGCUGAUGCUCGAGAAGUCCUUCCCUAUAAAUUCGACAAAUGCACGAACGUCCUUGGGCCUCUCCGCCAGAAUGUGUUUGCAUGUCUCACAUGUAGUCCGCCGCCUGCCUCUGAGGCGCAAGUCUAUGUCCCCGCUGGAAUUUGCUACUCGUGCUCUAUCUCCUGCCACGGCGAGCAUACCCUCGUUGAACUAUUCAGCCGGCGCGACUUCGUCUGCGAUUGUGGCACAAGCAGGCUGCCCUCCAGCUCGCCCUGCACUCUUCGAUCCGAUUCCCGGACAGGAAAUAGAGGGGUCCAUUCCCAAGAACCCAGACAGGGUAAUCAUUACAAUCACAACUACCAAAAUCGGUUCUGUGCGUGUGGAGAGGAAUAUGAUGCCGAAACAGAAAAGGGAACCAUGUUCCAGUGUUUAGGGUUAGGCACAGUUGAAACGGGCGGUUGCGGAGAAGACUGGUAUCAUCCCGAAUGCCUGAUGGGUCUAAGAAGAGAUUGGUUCAAGACCCAAGAUCCCAGGAAUCAGGCUUUGACGCAGAAAGAUGAGGAAGGAGAAGUAUCCCACCCGGUACCGCCAGGUUUCCCAGACGAGGACGAUUUUGACGCCAUGAUAUGCUACAAGUGCGUCGAAUCAAAUCCCUGGAUCAAGAAGUAUGCUGGUACUCCUGGCUUUCUCAAGCCGGUUUUUCGACAGGGUACGCCCGUGAGCACGAACACUAAUGGCACCAAUGAGCCCUCUUUACCAACGAACGGCACCAGCAACCUCAAGCGCAAGGCUUCCGACAGCGACCUAGAAGCAGGGGCCUCAAGCCCUUCAAAGCGUGUUAAGGAGGACGACGACCCUCCAACCUCUGCCACGACCGAACCCACAUCCUCCGUACCGUCAACUGAGACAAAGCCCACUCACAAACACGACUCCCUUCCCCCUGUACCAAAAGGAUCCUUCUCCUUAUUCCUCCAGCCGGAUUUCCGCGAUCACAUCUGCCACUGCCCGGCAUGCUACCCAAAUCUAAUCCCCCACCCACAACUCGUUGAGGAAGAAGACACCUACGAGCCUUCAAUUUCCUCGGCGUCCGGGUCGCACGCCGGUGCCGGCUCAGGAACCCGCUCCCAUGGGACCGCCAGCCUCCUAGAUCGCGGCGAAGCGGCACUCUCGACGAUGGACCGCGUCAAAGCCAUCGAGGGUGUCAUGGUCUACAACCACCUCCGGGAUAAGGUUAAGGAAUUCCUAAAACCGUAUGCCGAGAGCGGCCAGCCCGUCUCUGCGGAGGAUAUCAAGGCCUACUUUGAGAAGUUGCGUGGAGAUGAAGGUGGGAUUCGCGAGGCGAGUGCGAAGCCUGUCGACAGUGCUGGAGAGGGUAGCGGUGGUGGGAGCGAUAAUAGAAGGGAACAGUCUGGUUACUAA
This is a messenger RNA of Rhinocladiella mackenziei CBS 650.93, 1512 nucleotides long. RefSeq lists its product as uncharacterized. Lineage: Eukaryota; Fungi; Ascomycota; Eurotiomycetes; Chaetothyriales; Herpotrichiellaceae. Gene Ontology annotation, cellular component: cytoplasm. The coding region runs from base 1 to 1512 and encodes 503 amino acids. Gene Ontology annotation, molecular function: ubiquitin protein ligase activity; zinc ion binding. The transcript is spliced from 3 exons. The record is from RefSeq and is a predicted model, not a curated record.